AUGGUGACUUUAUUGCCUCUCUGUAUAUCUAUCUAUCUAUCUAUCUAUCUAUCUAUCUAUCUAUCUAUCUAUCUAUCUAUCUAUCUAUCUAUCACACACGCACGCACGCACGCACGCACGCACACACACACACAUAUAUAUAUAUGUCUUAAAAAUAGGAUGCGUGUACUAACCCGAAGCGCGUCCUACACCGGGACGCUUCCUACACCAGGGCGCCUCCAACACCGGGGCGCCUCCUACACCGGACAUCGUUCUACGCCGGAGCGCGUUCUGUACCGGGGUGCCUCCUAUACCGUAGCUCUUUCAAUACAGGGGCGCGUUCUAUACUGGGGCGCUUCCUACACCGGAGCUCGUUCUACGCCUGGGCGCGUUCUAUACCGGGGUGCCUCCUAUACCGGAGCUCGUUCUACGCUGGGGACCAUUCUACACUGGGGCGCCUCCUACACUGGAGCUCGUUCAACGUUUUUAAAUGGAAUAACAGUAAACUUUCUGCUUAUUGCACUAGAAUCGCUCACUGUGUAUCGCUGUUUAGCGGGUUAG
Molecule: messenger RNA, 540 nt
Organism: Acanthosepion pharaonis
Lineage: Eukaryota; Metazoa; Mollusca; Cephalopoda; Sepiida; Sepiidae
Source: the annotation of a GenBank genome assembly